AUGAGGGUAGAAGUCAAGGCCAGGAUGAUGGAGGAACUGAAGGCCAGAGCUUUGCACGAGGCCCUGGGAAGCGUCAGGGAGAUUGCCCUGGCUGAAGCCCACCAGGCGGCUCUGGCCGAGGCCAAAGAACGGGCAUUGCUCAGGGCCCAAAAGAAGGCCCUGGCGGAAGCUUGGGAGAAGGUGCUGGUGGAAGCCCAGCAGACGGUGAUGGAGGAGGCGAUGGAGAGGGCGCUGGAGGAGGCGAAAAAGAUCGUCCAGGCCGAGGGACUGGAGGGGGACGUGGCGGAGGAAAGGCUGCAGGAACUGGUGCCGGUAAUAGCUGAGCAACUGGCCAAGGAAAGAGCCUUGGAGUUGGCCAUGUCGGCCAAAGUAGAGGUGGACGAGGCCAGAGUUCUGGAGCUGGCGGAGGAAGAGCCGAUAGAAAUAGACGAGGCGAGACUUCUGGAAUUGGCUGAAGAAAGAGCCCAAGAACUGGCUGAGAUCAGGGCCCGGGAACUGGCUGAAGCCGCCAUGCUGGAGAUGCCAGAGGAAAGGCUCCUGGAGCUGGUGGAGGUAAGAGCCCAGCUGCUGGCCCAGGCAAAGCUAAUGGAGACGCAGCUGGAGCAGGAAGAGGAGGAGUGGGCCGAGAAAAGGGCCCCCUUCUUUGAUAAAGAGAAGGUGGGCUUCCCGGAGACCGUGGACGAUGAGAGCAUUUGGCUCCUCUCCGACGAUGAAAGAGAAGCUUUGGUGACCCUGUGGGAGAUGGGCCAGGCUCCGGAGGCCGAGGCUGAGCCGACCGAGCAGGCCCAGCUGCUCCUGGAACUCCUGACUCAGCCAGAAAAGCUGCAGAGGAGGGAUUCCGCCGCCUUCCAGACCCUCUUCCGCCUGGUGUCCCUGGUCGAGGUCCCCUCAACGGCACGCCUGCAGGAGACGGCUGAUGCUGUGCUCCAAAAAGCCGAGGACCUGCUCAAGGAGGCUGAGCAGAGGCAGGAGCCCUUGUCAGAAGAACAGCAGUCUGUGCUCGGGCAGCUCAGGGAGGUGGUGGAGGCCCACAAGCCCUGGAAUGCCAGCCCCAGGCAAUAUGGCGCCCGGAUGAAGAAGCUCUUCAAGUCCGUCCAGGCUGUGCUGCGGGCCAGGAACCUAAAGCAGCGGCUGACCAACAAUGCCUGGCUGCAGGCUUGGCAGCAGAAGGCGGAGAAGGAGGGCCGGGAAGAGCGCCGGAAGGAGGGCCGGGAGGAGCGCUGGGAGGUGGGCCGGGAAGAGCGUCAGGAGGAGCGCCGGAAGGAGGGCCGGGAAGAGCGCCCGGAGGAGCGCUGGGAGGAGGGCCGGGAAGAGCGUCAGGAGGAGCGCCGGAAGGAGGGCCGGGAGGAGCGCCUGGAGGAGCGCUGGAAGGAGGGCCGGGAGGAGCGCUGGGAGGAGGGCCGGGAAGAGCGCUGGAAGGAGGGCCGGAAGGAGCGCUGGGAGGAGGGCCGGGAAGAGCGUCAGGAGGAGCGCCAGGGGAAGCGCCAGGAACAGCGUUGGGAGGAGCGCCGGAAGAAAGACCGGAGGGCCUGGCUGAAGAAGAACCUCAGGCAGGCCUUUGGGAAGUUCCAGGCCGAGCAUGAAAGGGCUCAGCGGGCAAAACAGGAGCAGCUGCACAGGGAGAGGUGCCUCAAGUUCAGAUCACGGCCCAUUGUGCUGGGCUUCGCGGAAGGGGAAGCGGGGGCGAAGGGCCGGGCAGAGGAGUGGAGGGGAGAGGGCCCAGAGGCAGACAGGUGGCCGGGCGGGCAGAAGUCAUCCCUGAGGAAGCAGGUGGCAGCGAGGGACCACGGGAAGCUGACGUGGUCCCUGGGCCAGCAGUGGGAGAAGGCCUGGCAUGCCUUCCUGCAGAUGGAGAAGCUGAGCCCGGCCCUGGGCACCCCGCAGCCAACGGGGUACCGCCUGCCCAAAGACUCUCUGUACAAGACGACCAAGCCCACCAGGCGCCUCCAUCGGAAGAUGCUCCGGCGGGGCGGCCGGCAACACAUCUUCCGCCUGGACGAGACCAGUGCGGUGGACUGGGAGGCCUUCAUGGGCCUCUACGUCUCCGUCGCCUCCAUGAAGGAGGAGGGAGUGGCGCCUGCCAGGUGGCAGAAGCAGGCGGCCACGCUGCUCGACCUCUACGGCGUGAGCAACCCGCUGGUGCGGGCCAUGAUCCAGCAGCUGCUGAUGGGCGACCAUCGUCAGCGCAGGUACGUGCCCAGCAGCUGCUUGAGACUGAAGAGGCAACAGGCCGACCUGGGCCAGCGGAUCCUCUACGAGAUGAUCGUCCACUCCGCCCAGCUUCGGCCCCCACAGCCGGUCUUCCACCACGUCAUCCCGCUCAGCUACCAGAACAACGUGCAGCCCUUCAAGAUGCAGGGCACCACCCACUUUGGCCCCCUCUCCCUCAAGUGGAAAACCUUCUUCCCCAGGGGGAAGCUGCCCAGGCUGAGCCUCUACGUGUAUUCACACCCCUCCUCCUCCUCCUAG
This is a messenger RNA of Thamnophis sirtalis, 2469 nucleotides long. Lineage: Eukaryota; Metazoa; Chordata; Lepidosauria; Squamata; Natricidae. The record is from RefSeq and is a predicted model, not a curated record.